Debaryomyces hansenii CBS767 is the source of this 882-nucleotide messenger RNA. It is a transcript of the gene RPF1, whose product is annotated as rRNA-binding ribosome biosynthesis protein. Gene Ontology annotation, biological process: maturation of 5.8S rRNA; maturation of LSU-rRNA. The coding region runs from base 1 to 882 and encodes 293 amino acids. The record is from RefSeq and is a predicted model, not a curated record. The transcript has a single exon. Gene Ontology annotation, molecular function: rRNA primary transcript binding. Lineage: Eukaryota; Fungi; Ascomycota; Pichiomycetes; Serinales; Debaryomycetaceae. Gene Ontology annotation, cellular component: preribosome, large subunit precursor; nucleolus.
AUGAGUACCAGUGAAGCGUUGAAGAAUAUAAAGAAUAAGCAGAAGAGGCUGAAGUUAUUUGCUGAUUUGAAACAAGAAAAAAUCAAGGCCCGUCACAAAUUAAGAAAUGAAAGAGCCAAGGAGGAAAGAUCUAAUCCUGAAUUAAAGGAAGAAAGAUUAGCUGCAAAUAUACCAGAGACUAUUGAAAGUAAGAGAGUAUUUGACGAAACUAUCACACAAGAAGUAGAAGGGGAAGACGAAUUUGAUCAAUAUUUCGCUAGUUCACAGGAACCUAAAAUUUUACUCACCACCAACGCAAACGCUAAAAAACCAGCUUAUGAAUUUGCAGAUCUCUUGAUGGAUUUCUUACCCAAUGUGACAUUUGUCAAGCGUAAAAGAGAAUUCAGCAUGCAAGAUAUGGCCAAAUUUUGUAAAAAUAGAGAUUACACCGACCUUGUGGUUAUAAACGAAGAUAAAAAGGUGGUAACUGGUUUAACAUUCAUUCAUUUACCAGAAGGCCCUACAUUUUACUUCUCAGUUACCUCGUUAACAGAAGGAAAGAAGAUCGCUGGCCAUGGUAGGGCUACCGAUCACAUACCUGAAUUGAUAUUGAAUAAUUUCAAUACCAGGUUAGGUAAGACUGUUGGUAGAUUAUUUCAAUCAUUGUUUCCUCAUAAACCUGAAUUCCAAGGUAGACAAGUCAUAACAUUACAUAACCAAAGAGAUUAUAUCUUCUUCAGGAGACAUAGAUAUAUAUUCCGUAAUGAGGAGAAGGUGGGUUUACAGGAAUUAGGUCCCCAGUUCACUCUCAAAUUAAGAAGAUUACAAAAGGGUAUUAAGGAUGAUGUCGAAUGGGAACACAGACCUGAUAUGGAACGUGAUAAGAGAAAGUUCUACUUGUAA